Molecule: messenger RNA, 525 nt
Organism: Naegleria lovaniensis
Lineage: Eukaryota; Heterolobosea; Eutetramitea; Acrasida; Naegleriidae
Exons: 2
Coding region: 1-525 (174 amino acids)
Biological process (GO): protein phosphorylation; mitotic DNA damage checkpoint signaling
Cellular component (GO): nucleus; cytoplasm
Molecular function (GO): ATP binding; protein serine/threonine kinase activity
Source: RefSeq, a predicted model, not a curated record
AUGUUGAGACAAGUGACACGACAAUUAUGUGAGGCGUUGAAUUGGAUAUUUACUCAACAUAAUAUUUUACAUCGAGAUAUCAAACCAGGAAACAUUCUCGUACGUGAUUACGACUUGUCCACUGAAACCAUUCAAGUGGCAUUGGCAGAUUUUGGAUUAUCCAAAUCGAUCGAUCUCCUCACCACUCAUGGUUCUCGACCUGGAACAUUGUUAUUUAUGGCUCCUGAAUUAAUUCAUUCCAAACAUUCCAAUCAAGAAAUUGCACCUUUUUCUGUGCAUAGUGACAUGUUUGCACUUGGAGUGACGCUGUUUCAAUUGAUGACUUGUAACACGACAUUGGCAUUGGCUCAAUUCUGUAUGGAAGGUGAAGAUAUGAAGAAAUUUCUGAAAAAGAAGUUGAUUCAAGUGGAAAGUUUGAAAGAUGCGACGACGACAUCGUAUUCAGAAGAAUUUAUUGACAUUGUUGCGAGAAUGUUGAUGUUGGAUCCUAAUGAAAGAAUUACAUUGCGAGAAGUGCUUACUUGA